Thlaspi arvense is the source of this 612-nucleotide messenger RNA. NCBI's taxonomy places the organism in Eukaryota, Viridiplantae, Streptophyta, Magnoliopsida, Brassicales, Brassicaceae. The record is from the annotation of a GenBank genome assembly.
AUGACACAAAGAGUGGAAGCACAAGGAGGACCUGGAGGAGGUUCUGCUUGGGACCAUGGCAUUAACACUGGUCUAAGGAAAAUUUAUGUGGGAAGAGAUGACGCUUGUGUGAGUUAUCUCAAGUUCGAGUAUUUCAGUAGCGGGUUCCAUGGGAGAGCCGGACACGCUUUAGAUGCCAUCGGUGCUCAUUUUGCACCUGACACAUCAUCAUCAGCGUGGGCUCCGCCUAGAAAACUUGCGGCACAAGGUGGUCCAGGAGGAGGCCCAUGGGACGACGGAGUUUACAGUGGUGUAAGAAAAGUUUAUGUUGGUAGAGAUGAGUGUUGUGUAACUAAAGUCAAAUUCGACUAUGUCAGUGCCGACGGCGAACUAGAAGAAACACUGCAGUUCUUACUUGAUUAUCCAAACGAAUAUAUAACGUCAGUGGAAGGAACACAAGGUCUAGUGGUUCGUUAUCAUAACUACGUCGUCACGAGUCUUGCCUUCACAACAUCAAAAGGAAGAACUUCGCCAACAUUUGGAGCUACUAAGUUCGUUCUCGAAGACAAUGGUCGUCAGCUUGUCGGCUUCCAUGGACGGUCUGGAAACGUUAUUGAUUCAAUUGGGGCAUAG